Messenger RNA from [Torrubiella] hemipterigena, 3051 nucleotides. The record is from the annotation of a GenBank genome assembly. NCBI's taxonomy places the organism in Eukaryota, Fungi, Ascomycota, Sordariomycetes, Hypocreales, Clavicipitaceae.
GACAUCUACGCGACGAGCAAGCGCCCUUCAGCGGCCUCCAAAUGCCAUUGAACAGCAUCACUCUAGGCUCAAAUUGCUCUCUUCAUUGAUUCGGUUAAAGUUACCAUUGACGCCUGAUGCAGUCCAUCCUCUGCACUCAUGAUAUCGUCUCGCGUCGCUCAUGGGCUAGGGCGACGCUGCCCAAGAAGAGCAUGCAAUGUCGUCUUCCGACAAGUUAUCACUGCCUAUUAUGAAGAACGAAAUGGCACAUUGUUAUACAGUGCCGCCAUGGCACAACGGCGAGGCAAAAAGACGAAGACUAAUAUAGACCUAGCGGAUUUGCCUCAAGGGCCACUUAAAGGCGAACCUGCUCUCCCCGCUGAGGAGGACGAAGUAGGCCCGGCAUAUCCGACCGUUGUUCUUCAAGCAAAGAAGAAUAUGGCCAAAUUUGACAAUUGUGUUUUAAUUACCCGUGUAGGGGGCUUUUAUGAGCUCUAUUUUGAACACGCUUCUGAAUAUGGGCCGUUACUGAAUCUCAAAGUAGCCUCUAAGAAGACCAGCGCUGGCCCAGUCCCAAUGGCCGGAUUCCCGUUCUUUCAGUUGGAUCGAUUUCUGAAGAUAUUGGUCCAAGACCUCAAUCGUUAUGUCGCCAUUGCAGAAGAAUUUCCCAACUCACCAGCGGAUAAGAUUCGCUCUGGAGGGUUGAUGCAUGACCGUAGAGUUGCCCGAAUCAUUACACCUGGUACAUUGAUCGAUGAAAACUUUAUUGAUCCCUAUGCCAAUAACUAUGUCUUGGCCAUCCACGUCCAGCCGCGAGAUGCCUCUACGACAGCGAUGGAAGGCAUCAAAGAGACAGAGACAGCUGAAACGCUCGGCCUAGCUUGGCUGGAUCUUUCUACAGGCAAUUUCUUAACACAAGCUACCGAUGUAGGAUCGCUCUCUUCGAUAAUAUCUCGGAUUAGCCCGCGAGAGAUAGUGCUCGACGAAGACUUUGAAACACAAAAGGACCACGAUCUGUUUGCCAUCUUAGCCGAAGAUAAGCAUCUUGUUACAUAUGCACAACCUGGACCAAUAUCUAGUAUGGCUGACUGGACAGCAAUGUUGGAAUCUGAGAUAUCCAAAAGCGUCACGGAUACCUUCACCCCGAACGAGGUCCUAGCCGGUUCACUACUUUUAAACUACGUUUCCGAUCGACUGCAAGGCUUGAGUAUGAAGCUGCAGCCUCCACUCCGACAUGAAACAAUGGAAAUUAUGAGCAUAGACAAAAACAGUCUACGGGCUCUAGAGAUUAAGCAAACAAUGCGUGAUGGGUAUUUCAAAGGAAGUCUACUUCACGCCAUCCGCCGGACUGUUACGAAGAGCGGUGCAAGGCUCCUUAAUGAGUGGCUGAGUGCACCCUCAACCUCCAUUGAUGUCAUUACAAAACGACAAGACAUCGUAGCACACUUUAUUGAACAGGAGGAUCUGAGAGAUGCUGUGGUAACACUACUGCGUAGAUGCCAUGAUUCCCAGCGACUGGUGCAGAAAUUUGCCAUGGGGCGAGGAGAUGCCGAUGAUCUGCUAGGAUUAGCCAGUACAGUCACGGCAACUGAAGACAUAGUGAAGCUUCUGAGCAAGAGUUCAGAUGUCAGCACAGACAAAGAGUCAAAUUUCCUGGACACCUUGUUGUCUCGCAUUGAGCUCUUAGAGCCACUUCGGCUUGCAAAGAGAAUUCGGGACGCCAUUGAUGAAGAUGGUCUCACACAACAGCAUGAGAAUGAGGAUACCGAAGCGUCUCAAAUGUUGGAGCUGGCACAAACCGUAGUCUCUUCCGAAGGAAACGAAGGAGAUUCCUCAGCAUUACCAAAAGGAAAGAAGAAGAGACCAGCAAGUAUCAAGGAACACUAUGCGGAGGACAAUGAGGCUUGGAUUAUGAAGCCAGGUGCCAGCCCAACACUCCGAAAACUCCACUCCAAGCUUGACGAAUUGGUCACUGAGAAGGAGAUCCUGAACGAGACCCUGAAGAGCCAAUUAGGAGCGUCUAGUCUUACUCUCAAAUGGACACCGGGUCUUGGCCACAUCGCCCACAUCAAAGGCAAGGACGUUAAAAACCUGACCGAGAUCAGAGCCUUGUCUGCAAGUCGUUCUACUCGCUCAUUCCAUCUACCAGAGUGGACAACACUUGGCCAACGGUUGGAUCAGGCCAGAUUUCACAUCCGUCGUGAAGAACAGCGCGUAUUCCAAGCACUGCGAGAGCAUGUAGUCCACAACCUGGUUAAGCUGCGACGGAACGCAGUCGUAUUGGAUGAAAUUGACGUUGCAAUCUCUUUUGCGAGCCUGGCCACGCAACAGCAAUUAGUCCGACCACUUCUGAACGACUCUACAGCACACACAAUUCUGGGCGGUAGACAUCCCACGGUUGAAGGCGGAUUGGUAGAUCAAGGCCGAAGCUUUGUUCGAAACGACUGCCUCGUCGGUAACAAAGACGCCGGACUGCUAUGGCUCAUCACUGGACCAAACAUGGCAGGAAAGAGUACAUUCUUGCGUCAAAAUGCCCUGAUUACUAUUCUUGCUCAAAUUGGCUGCUAUGUACCGGCAACGUAUGCGGAGAUGGGCAUUGUCGAUGCUAUAUACAGCCGUGUGGGAUCUGCAGACAACUUAUACCGUGACCAGAGCACAUUUAUGGUGGAAAUGUUGGAGACUGCACAUAUUCUCCGGCAGGCGACAGCCAAGUCAUUCGUGGUAAUGGAUGAAAUUGGCAGGGGAACUACCCCAGAAGACGGCACUGCCGUCUCCUUCGCCUGCUUGCAACAUCUCGUAACAGUGAACAAGUGCCGAACGCUAUUUGCAACGCACUUCCACAAUGUUGCCGAGCUUGCGGCGAAGGAAGGAUUAUGUGACGGCGACACUGCAGACGUACAGAUGUAUUGCACAGAUGUCGAAGAGGACCAGGAAGGCGGUUUUGCCUAUGUACACAAAUUACAAAAGGGGAUUAAUAGGAAAAGCCACGCCCUUAAAGUCGCUAAGCUUGCAGGACUACCAGAGAGAGUAUUGCGGACGGCACAGAGGGUGUUGGGUGAUACCCAGAUUUAG